Molecule: messenger RNA, 1724 nt
Organism: Anolis sagrei ordinatus
Lineage: Eukaryota; Metazoa; Chordata; Lepidosauria; Squamata; Anolidae
Gene: IAPP
Product: islet amyloid polypeptide
Cellular component (GO): extracellular region
Molecular function (GO): hormone activity
Source: RefSeq, a predicted model, not a curated record
AGGCUUGUUUACUGCUGCUCUGGGAUCUAGAACAUGGAGCAAAGGGUUUAACUGCAGGAAAAGAUAUUUCACCUAACCAUUAGGAAGAGUGUCUUGAUGAUAAGAGCUAUUCAACAAAGGAAUGCCUCUGGGUGUGGUAGAGUUUUAUUUUUGGAGGCUUUUAAACAGAGACUGGACAAUGUGUUGUCAAAGGCUUUCAUGGCCAGAAUCACUGGGUUGCUGUGAGUUUUCCGGGCUGUAUAGCCAUGUUCCAGAAGCAUUCUUUCCUGAUGUUUCACCCACAUCAAUGUAAGUAGAUGACUAGGAACCACAUCAAGUGGGAAGUUGUUUUAGGCAUGGCAUUUGGAGGAUGAGGAUGAGGUGUGGUAGAGGAUGAGGCUGAGUGAAGGAAGAUAGAAACUUUUGAACUGUUUUGAACUAUGGUGCUGGAGGAAAAUUCUGAAAGUGCCUUGGACUGCGAAAUAAAGGAAAUAAAGUCCAACUGCUCAUUGGAGGGAAGGAUAUUAGAGGCAAAGAUGAAGUACUUUGGCCACACCAUGAGAAGACAGGAAAGCUUAGAGAAGACAAUGAUGCUGGGGAAAGUGGAAGGCAAAAGGAAGAGGGGCCGACCAAGGGCAAGAUGGAUGGAUGGCAUCCUUGAAGUGACAGCUUGGCUCUGAAGGAGCUGGCGGUGGUGAUGGCCGACAGGGAGAUCUGGCAUGUGCUGGUCCAUGAGGUCACAAAGAGUCAGAAGUGACUGAAUGAAUAAACAACAAGAAUUCAGAGGAAAGUUUACAAACAAAGAAAGCUCUUCAGCAAGGAGAUGGAGAGAGAGCACCCUCUGUGGCCGGAACUGAGCACAGCAUCCAAAGAUGCCAAAAGUGACUCCCCAAAGAUGUGUAGCCUCAAAGGACCCUUCCUUUUCAUUAUCUUGUCGGUUACGUUCAAUUCCCUGGAAGCGACACCCGUGGAGAGACUCCUCUCUUUGGCUGAUGAUCUAUCGGAUGGGACUCCUGACAGGCAAGAGUGGUUUUUACCCAUCCUUUCACGAAGUACUGGCUUCUUGGGAAUUAACGGUGCAUUGCUGGGAGAGGAAGCGCCAAAGGCCGUAAAAAGCCACCGCUUGGAGAAACGAAGGUGUAAUACUGCCACAUGUGUGACACAACGUUUGGCUGACUUCUUGGUUCGGUCCAGCAACACCAUCGGUGCUAUCUAUUCUCCAACCAAUGUAGGAUCCAACACCUAUGGCAAGAGAGACAAAGAACCUCCCAGCUAUCUACAGCUUUAAUGUUCCAUCAAGACCUCAAUGGCUGCAAUCCACACUGGGAAUUCGUGCUCCUUCCCUUCCCUCUUUACCACCCUAAUGUAUAAAGUUCUGGUCUCCACACAGUUUCUCUUUCUUUUAGUGAGACUGCCACUUCGAGAAAUCAUUUGAGGAGUUGGCUUCUCACCCAACCUUUCAGUUAUUGCUUACUGUUCAUUCUUAACAGUGCCUUGUUUUCUUUGUGUGUAUUUUAUGUAUGUGACUUCCAUUGGGUUUGUCAUGCUGCUCUAUGUGAACGAUGGCACGCAGAGGUGCUCCCAAGUGGUAAGGCUCCUAUAGCCAAUGUGCUUAUGAAAUUUUCCCUGUUCAAGAGAAAAUAAACCUCACAUACCCAUGCCACAAGAAUAUGAAAUGUAAAAGCGCCCUUUGUGUUUUGGGUUUUCCUUUUUUAUUAAAAAAAAAUUAAAACUGAAAAAGACAA